AUGAAGUUGCUAACAGAUGCCGACGUCAUCACGUAUCUUAAUAGCAAUCUAACCAAAAACUCUCUUGCCAAAUUUCAGAAUGUUUUGAUUGAGGGCUUGAAGACCUACAAGCAGAAUCCAGACAAAGUGGUCCCACCUCGAAUUGCGCAAAUGAGCAACAACGAAGACUCAGAUACAACCCACUUGUUCAUGCCCUGUAUUUCUCCUAAUGAAGUCGGAAUCAAGGUCAUAAGUGGAGGAGCCGGGAAUAAUGCCAAAGGGUUGGGUUUUCAAGGAUGUGUGCUUGUCUUGGACGAAAUCACUGGCUCGCUCAAUGCUUUAGUAAAUGCAAAAUCAUUGACAGCUUUCCGCACAGCAUUAGCCAGCACUUCGGGUCUCACCAAGGUGAUUCCUUACGACUGGGAAGAGGUAGAGCUUCUUCCAGAAUUGACUGUAUUCGGUGUAGGUGCACAGGCAUACUGGCACGUCAAGUUGAUCUUGACGUUCUACAAAGAGAAAAUUACUACAGUAAAUAUUCUCAACAGAUCGUUGGCCAAUGCCGAAAAAUUAUGUGACAGAUUUAGGGUUGAACAUCCUGAUGUAGUGUUCAACGAGUUUCUGUACGAAGGGGAUAAGAGCGAAUUUACUGGCCAUAUACGAAACAGUUCUAUCAUAAUCGGAUGUACUCCUGCGACUUCACCUGUGAUCUUGAACGACUAUAUCAACCAGGAUCCAAAGUACCACAAGUUCAUCUCGUUGAUCGGCUCAUAUAAACCUCACAUGAUCGAGCUCGACUUGGCUGUAAUAGAGCAAUUUAAAAGUACAGGUACCGCGAUUCUAGUUGACUCCAAAGAGCAUACUCUCCAUGAAGCAGGAGAACUUAUCCAAGCUGAUUUUGACGCAGAUCACCUCAUCGAGAUUGGAGAAUUGUACGACCCCGACAAUUACUUGCCGCCCAAACUCUUCACUUUGCAUGCGAACAAUGUGGUGGUCCAGAAAAUUGUUGGGUUGUCCAUCAUGGAUUUGUCCAUUGCAAAGUGCAUUGCUGAGGAUACAAGGAGUGGAGGUGUGGAAGUGGCUGAAUUCUAA
This is a messenger RNA of Scheffersomyces stipitis CBS 6054, 1068 nucleotides long. RefSeq lists its product as uncharacterized. Gene Ontology annotation, cellular component: cytoplasm. The record is from RefSeq and is a predicted model, not a curated record. Bases 1 to 1068 code for a protein of 355 amino acids. The transcript has a single exon. Lineage: Eukaryota; Fungi; Ascomycota; Pichiomycetes; Serinales; Debaryomycetaceae.